AUGGCGGAACGUGGAGGUGAACGCGGUGUAGAACGUGGUGGAGAACGCGGCGGUUUUGGUAGUGGAUUCGCCGGCGGUCGCGGUGGUGGAAGAGGAGGUCGUCGAGGCCGUGGUCGCCGUGGAGGUCGUGGUGCUCCGGAAGAGGAGAAAUGGGUACCAGUGACUAAGCUUGGUCGUCUCGUAAAAGAAGGUAAGAUCAAUCAGCUUGAGGAGAUCUACCUCCAUUCUCUCCCAGUCAAGGAAUACCAAAUCAUCGAUCUACUCGUCGGUCCUACUUUGAAGGACGAAGUGAUGAAAAUCAUGCCGGUUCAGAAACAAACCAGAGCCGGUCAGAGAACGAGAUUCAAGGCGUUUGUUGUAGUCGGAGACAGUAACGGUCACGUCGGAUUGGGAGUGAAAUGUUCUAAGGAAGUUGCGACGGCGAUUAGAGGUGGGAUUAUUCUAGCGAAAUUGUCUGUGAUUCCGAUUAGAAGAGGUUAUUGGGGUAAUAAGAUUGGUAAGCCACAUACUGUUCCUUGUAAAGUGACCGGAAAAUGUGGUUCUGUUACUGUGAGGAUGGUUCCGGCUCCGAGAGGUUCUGGUAUUGUGGCGGCUAGGGUUCCUAAGAAGGUUUUACAGUUUGCUGGAAUUGAUGAUGUUUUUACUUCUUCCAGAGGAUCUACCAAAACCCUUGGAAACUUUGUCAAGGCGACCUUCGACUGUCUUCAGAAGACUUACGGAUUCCUUACGCCCGAAUUCUGGAAAGAGACGAGAUUCGUGAAAUCACCAUUCCAAGAGUAUACUGAUAUCUUGGCUGCUAAGUCUACCAGCGCCAAGGUCAUCACCGAAAUUGAAGAGCAAACUUAA
Arabis nemorensis is the source of this 846-nucleotide messenger RNA. Lineage: Eukaryota; Viridiplantae; Streptophyta; Magnoliopsida; Brassicales; Brassicaceae. The record is from the annotation of a GenBank genome assembly.